Clarias gariepinus (North African catfish) is the source of this 2328-nucleotide messenger RNA. RefSeq names its product small RNA binding exonuclease protection factor La (gene ssb). Lineage: Eukaryota; Metazoa; Chordata; Actinopteri; Siluriformes; Clariidae. Bases 2 to 1306 code for a protein of 434 amino acids. Gene Ontology annotation, molecular function: RNA binding. Gene Ontology annotation, biological process: RNA processing; positive regulation of translation. The record is from RefSeq and is a predicted model, not a curated record. Gene Ontology annotation, cellular component: cytosol; nucleus; ribonucleoprotein complex. The transcript has 12 exons.
CAUGCGCUGCUUGGAAAAGCGUGUGUCAAACGUGUGCGACACGGAGCUGCAGUUCAUCCAAACGCAGAUAGACACUCAGGCACAAAAGAUGGCUGAAGAACAAGAAAUGUCUCCCUUGGAAAAGAAGGUGGCUGAACAAAUAGAGUAUUAUUUUGGAGACCACAAUCUCCCACGAGACAAGUUUCUAAAGGAACAGAUACAGCUGGAUGAUGGCUGGGUUACUCUGGAGACAAUGCUCAAGUUUAACAGGCUAAAAAGUUUGACCACAGAGGCUGCGGUUAUUGUCGAGUCUUUAAAAAAAUCGAAAACGGGGCUGUUGGAAAUCAGCGAGGAUCAAACCAAGAUCAGACGAAGCCCAAGCAAACCCCUGCCCGAUUACAACGAAGAGUAUAAAGAUGCCCUUAAACACAAAUCUAUAUACAUGAAAGGCUUUCCUUUGGACACGACGCUGGACGACAUUAAAGACUGGCUCUCUGAUAAAGGACAGGUGGAGAACAUUCACAUGAGGAAAGGGCCACAGAAAACGUUUAAAGGCUCCAUAUUUGCAGUCUUGGAAUCAGAGGACGCAGCGAAGGCCUUCGUUGCAAGAGACGAUGUCAAACAGUUCAAAGGGAACGACAUGAUCGUUCUCAUCAAAGAGGAAUAUUUUGCUAAGAAAGCGGAGGAGAGAAAGCAGGGUCGCGCAGACGCCAAGGCCAAAGCCAGGAGUGAAAAGGAAGAGCAGCAGAAACAGGCUGAGAUGGAGGAAAUGAAAUCUCUGGAUGAGCAGAGAGGCUGUGUCCUGAAGUUCUCAGGAGAACUGAAUCAAGUGUCUCGAGAGGAUUUUCACAAGGUCUUCGCUGAGCACGCUCAGAUCAAAUGGAUCGACUUUACCAGAGGAGCUAAAGAGGGCACUAUUCUGUUCCGCUCAGACGCGAAGGCAGCCCUGCAGAACGCGCAGGAAGCAGCCGGAGACUCCGGGCUGAAGAUUAAAGAUGAAGUCGUUCAGUGGGAAGUGCUGGCGGGAGACGCCGAGCUGGAGACCCUGAAAAAGAUCAUCGAGAGCCAGCAGGAAUCGCUCAACAAACGCAAAGGAGGAAGAGGAGGUCACAGGGGUCGCGGCCGAGGCCGGGGUGGACGGAGGGACAGAGGAGGACGAGAGCAGACACAUUUCCAGGGCAAGAAGACUAAAUUCGACAGUGAUGAUGAAGCCGAUGAUGGCGAGGAUGCAGAACCCGCAGCACCAAAGAAGCGAGCCCUGGAGUCCAACGGCACAGACGCUGAGGCUCCAGCCUCCAAGCAGGCGAAGGAGGAGAACGGUUCCUAAUCGCAGAGCUGCAACGCAGCUUCCUUCACAUGUACUGUAAAUAUUCCCCACAGUUGCAAACAGAUAGCUGAGAAAAAUGUCCACCGUGCCUGCUCACCCACAAGUGUCCCGUCUCGUCCUGGACCGAGCUCUUGGCUAAACGUUUUCAUUUUGUCUCUGAAGGCGCGUAAUGGCGAAACGUUCCCUCGAAUUUAAUCAGCCAAUCACAAACAUGAUCACACAACACUGUUCAACGUUUUCUAGAGUCAAUAUAAAACCAUGGCAUUGCAUUUAAUAAUGACACCGUGAGUUCGGCUAACCGUAGAGCUAGCGUUAAACUUAAUGCUUAUUAUUUAUCUGAUUAACAUUAGUCAACUUGCUUUAUAUGCUCAUGAAUGUUUAUCAGAAGGUAGUGGUGCAGACCUGGUGCACCAGCUUGUGUAGGAAGUGUUAACGUAGACCUUGUAGUUAGUGCGUGUGUACGUAGUUUACAGCGCUCAAGGUUUUUAAUUCUGUUAAAGACUUCUUUUUUUUUUUUUUUUUUUUUAUAAAGGGCAUUCAGGUUAAACUGGGACUUUUGAUUUUGCAGAAUAAUCGUUUUCAUCUUAACAGUUAAGAGUAAAACUACCUUCAUUUCUCUGUAUAAUCCCCAGCUACAUUAAUGCACUAAUGGAUACCAUAAAGGUAGGACAGUCUUCCAGUACGCCGAAGCCAUGUUCAGACUGCCUACUUCACAUCAGAAACACUAGCCUCUCAGGAAUUUCUUUAACAGCCCAAACAUGUGGAAAUGGCUUGGAGCGGGGUCCGGACUGUAUGGGGGAUGUGAUGAUAACUCGCAGCUAAAUUCCUGUAACAUGCAAAUGGUGUUGGUUAAUGAUUGUGUGUGUAGUUCACGCACAAAUGUCUCACAAGUCCCUGUUUGGCUUGAACAUCUAUCGUGGUUAAUAUUUGGCAGUUGAUGUGAUCAGGUUUGUGAUUGGUUGAUGAACUGUAGGACCCUGAUGGCAAGGGCUUGUGCUUGGAUUCCAUUUUCAUCCGCCGAU